AUCCUUUUUCAUCUAUUCUUUUUCAUCUACCAAAUCCGACAAAGACAACCUGCUAGUGUUCUUCACUUUUGUCAAUCGUGAAUGUGUGAUAGUUCUUGGUAGCGUGGCUAGUGUUCAACCAAACUUGGUAACAUACGGAAAUCGUGGAUGUGUGAUUCUUCAACAUAAAUUGAAGCUAAAGAUGCCAAUAAUCAAAUGUUGUGUAUUGUAUGCGGUGUAGUAGAGUAUGAGAAUAAGAACACAUGGACAUGAUUUUUGAAAUUAUUGAUAGAAGACUUCGGAUUAGGAGAUGACAAAGAUUACACACUAAUUUUAGACGUGCAAAAGGUAUGUUUUUUUUGUUAAUUUACUUAUGUUUAUUGUUAUUGCAACAGUGAUAUCUAUUUGUUUAUUGCAGAGGCUUAAUGCAAUAGUCUUGGAUCUUUUACCAAAGAUGAAGCAUAGAAUAUGUGUAAGACACAUCCGUGCUGACUGGGCAAAAUGUUGGAGAGGUUUGGAAAGAAGGAAUAUGUGCAAGAAGCAUAUUUGAGGUAGAAUUGAAGGCAAAUCUAGCCCACAUGGCACUGCUAAGUAACAAAAAUAUUGUUCCUGAUUUACUUCUACAAGAUAGAAUAUUGGUGUAAAAUAUAAUUUAGAACUGAUGUUAAGUGUGAUAGCAUAGAUAACAAUAUGGUUGAGAGCUUUAAUUCUUGGAUCUUAGCUGCAAGACAUAAAACUAUUAUCGCUAUGCUUGAAGAUAUAAGGGUGAAGGUAGUGACUAGAUUAGGACAGUUCUCUCAAUUUUCAGAAAUAUGGUUAACCAACAUUUCUCUAAUGACAUUGACAAUACUAUAAAAAAUAUAAAAAUGUCAAUGAGAUGUCAUAUUGAUUUCAAUAGAGAGAGAGGAUUUGAAAUUUCUAAUGGACCUUAUGUCCAUACUAUUGACAUGAUGGGUAAAACAUAUACUUGUACAUCAUGGAUACUCAAGGGAAUACCAUGUUCACACGCCAUUGCUGACAUUCUUUACAAGAAAUGGGAACCCAUUGACUUUGUUGAUAGUUGUUACAGUAAGGAGACUUAUCUAAGAACCUACUGUCAUUACCUUCAACCAGUGACCAACAUAAACAUGUGGACUGAGUCAAGAAAUCCUCAUGUGGAACCACCAGUUGUCAAACCUAUGCCAAGAAGGCCAAGAAAGAUUAGAAAAAGAGAGGCUUGUGAGGCAUAAAAAUCUGAAAAAUUAUCAAGGAAAGGUGUUUAUAUGACUUGUAAUAUCUGUCAUGGAAAAAAUCACAACAAAAAAAUUUAUCCUUUAAAUGUAUGUAAUUUUAUCUGUUAUUCCAUUUUUAUUGUUUAAAUUUGAGUUAUGUGACUUGUUAUCUAUUUGAUAUUGUAUGAUUAUGAUGCUGCUGGACCACGUAAUGAAACAAGUACUUCUAUGGAACCUCCUAGACCUAAGGGAGGGACAAAGAAGACAUCUGCUACUGUUGAAGCACCUGCUACUGGUGGAGCACAUCCUAGAACUGGGGGAAAGCCAAGAAAAACAAAUUUUAAUCAUGAUGCACCUCCUAGACCUAGGGGAAGGCCAACAAAAACAACAAAUAAUGAUGUUAAUGUUGAGGAACCUUCAAGAGACAAUGGAAGGACUAUAGGCAGAGGUAUGACUUUUGAACCAAAUGUAGCAUUAACUAUAAGUAGAGGUAUGACUUUUGAACCUAUUGUAGGACUAAGAAGAGGCAUAGAAAAAACGACUACUAUAUCUAAAAGAGGGAUAGGCAUGGGAAGAGCUUCUGGAAUUAGAAGGGUUGCUGCUAUAGACACUUCUUCACCUAAAAAAGGAAGAGGCAUGGGAAAAGCUGCUGGAAUUGGAAGGGUUGCUGCUACAACAACUUCUUCACCUAAAAGAAGAAGUGGCAUGGGAAGAGCUGAUGGCAUUGGAAAGGCUGCUGCUACAGCCACUUCCUCACCUGAUAGAGGAAUAGGUAUGGGAAGAGUUGCUAGAAUUGGAAGGGUUGCUGCUACAACUACUUUCUCUACUGUAAGAGGAAGAGGAGUUGGAAGGCCUAGAAAAAUAUCUCUAAGUGGCAUAGGAAUGCCAAGAAGGGCAUCUUUGUAUGAGUUGUUUAAAAUCCAACAAGUUACACUACAAAUGUUCCACCAAACCCACUUGCUUCACCAUUUCAUUCUCAUUAUAGUGCAGUACCUAGUAAAACAUCUAGAAUAGUUGAAAUGGAAUUUUUCAAUGCUAAAAAUGGUUUUACGUUGUACCAAAUGGUAGUAGUCUAGAAUUUAAAGGUAGACCAUGUUAAUAACAUGUUUAGAAGGCCAAUGACUUGUGAAAUUGAAGGUAGACAAUAACUGGGUCAUAAUAGAAU
Molecule: messenger RNA, 2355 nt
Organism: Solanum dulcamara
Lineage: Eukaryota; Viridiplantae; Streptophyta; Magnoliopsida; Solanales; Solanaceae
Exons: 2
Coding region: 1419-2204 (261 amino acids)
Source: RefSeq, a predicted model, not a curated record